AUGCCUCUGGAUAUCGACCCCAACUAUGUUCUGCAGGCCGCGCGACUGAUGGCCAUUGUUGCAGCGGUGCCUCGCCAGGAUGACCCUCGCUAUCCGGACUGGGAGACGAGGAUUUACCUCGAAGUGAGUCGGCUUGAAAAGAGUUUCCCGCAGCCCUUGAAGUCGUUGAAGAUGCCUGGGAUUGUCAUCAGCGCGUUGCUGGAAUUCACCCGGGCAUACCAGCAGAAGGCCCUGGUGUGA
Molecule: messenger RNA, 240 nt
Organism: Sparassis crispa
Lineage: Eukaryota; Fungi; Basidiomycota; Agaricomycetes; Polyporales; Sparassidaceae
Exons: 2
Coding region: 1-240 (79 amino acids)
Source: RefSeq, a predicted model, not a curated record